Coprinopsis cinerea okayama7#130 is the source of this 892-nucleotide messenger RNA. RefSeq lists its product as hypothetical. The transcript is spliced from 2 exons. Gene Ontology annotation, biological process: mitochondrial translational initiation; ribosome disassembly. Lineage: Eukaryota; Fungi; Basidiomycota; Agaricomycetes; Agaricales; Psathyrellaceae. The record is from RefSeq and is a predicted model, not a curated record. Gene Ontology annotation, cellular component: mitochondrion. The coding region runs from base 14 to 892 and encodes 292 amino acids. Gene Ontology annotation, molecular function: translation initiation factor activity; ribosome binding.
CACCGCGGUAGCUAUGAACGCGUUUACUGCGUUCCGCUCAGCUGCAAAGUCGGUCCUGCGACCACCACGACCACCUCCAGCGGUGAACCUCGGAACGAGGUGUUCAGCAGCGAGGUUCCAUACCACUCCCAUCGUCUUCAAGAAGAAAAAUGACCUCGACUUGGAGGCACUCGGCACCGACAAGAGGAAGCAGCGAAUGCAAGUUCCUAAACACAACCCGACACCCAAGAAACGGCGGAACGAGAAAAUCGGUUUACCCUUCGUCCAACUACUGGAUACGCAGACCAAUACGCCGGGGCCUAUGCGACCUCUCCAAGAAAUCCUCGAUUCCCUGAACCUAGAGGAGUACUAUGUCGAGUUGGUGAGCGAGACCCCGCCGGUGGUGAGGAUUGUCGACAUCAAAGAAGCGCGCGCUGGUACACUCGCCGAACGCCAAAAAUCCAAACGUGGGGCAGGGCAGAAGGAUAUGCACAAAGAAGCCCAGCUAACGUGGUCCAUGGCUGAAGCAGACGAGGCGCACAAGCUCUCCAAAGUGCGUGAAGACCUCGAGAAGGGCUACCGCGUGGAUAUCGUGUUUUCGCCUAAACCCCGGGCGCGUGCGCCUGCUCAGAUGGAGAUGCGGUUCAAGUUGGAGGAGGUGCGGAAGAAGUUUGACGAUGUGGCGAAGGAGUGGAAGGCGAUGAGUGUGGAUAAGAGGAUGGGCGUAUUGUAUUUGCAGAGCAAAGUCAAGGUCACAGCUAAAGUGGACCGGGAGGUGUUGAAGGAGUCGAUACCCAAGUCGGUGUUGGAGAAGAGGGAGAGGAUAGAGAGGGAGCAGAAGCAUUUGGCUAUGAAGCAACAGCAGGCGCAGAAGGAUUUGGAGUCAUCUUACCAGAAUUUGUGGGGCGUAUAG